Molecule: messenger RNA, 7429 nt
Organism: Eleginops maclovinus (Patagonian blennie)
Lineage: Eukaryota; Metazoa; Chordata; Actinopteri; Perciformes; Eleginopidae
Product: kalirin-like
Biological process (GO): axon guidance; intracellular signal transduction
Cellular component (GO): extrinsic component of membrane; postsynaptic density; cytoplasm
Molecular function (GO): protein binding; guanyl-nucleotide exchange factor activity
Source: RefSeq, a predicted model, not a curated record
GAGAGGAGGAGCACCGUGGAGAAGCUGCAGGAUGGACGGGUAACAGGGAGGAACGCGACCGUACAUCCGGAGGAGAGAGCGCGAGGAGGAGAGCGCGAGGAGGAGGAGGAAGAGGAAGAGGAGGAGGAUGAAUUCUGUGGAGGGAGGAGGAGAGGAAGGCCUGGCGACGGCAGGUCCGGGUAAAGCCGAGUGUCCGCGGGCCGUCGACGUCCUGACGGUGCUCAGAGAGAAAGUGGCCUUUGUGUCAGGGGGGCGGGACAAACGUGGCGGACCAAUCCUGACCUUCCCUGCCAGGACCAAUCACGAUCGAAUAAAACAGGAAGACCUCAGCCGAUUGGUCACCUACCUGGCGACCAUUCCCAGUGAGGAUGUGGGCGCGCGGGGCUUCACGGUGGUGGUGGAUAUGCGCGGCAGUAAGUGGGACAGCGUGAAGCCCGUUCUCCGGACGCUGCAGGAAUCCUUCGCCUGCAACAUCCACGCCGCGCUGCUCAUCAAACCAGACACCUUCUGGCAGAAACACAAGACCAACCUGGGCAGCGCCAAGCUCAGCUUUGAGACCAACCUGGUGUCGGUGGAGGGUCUGUCCCGGCUGGUGGACCCCUCCCAGCUGACCUCUGACCUGGGGGGUUCGUUGGAGUACGACCAUGUGGAGUGGACGGAGCUGCGUCUGGGCCUGGAGGAGUUCACCGGGGCCGCCACGCAGCUGCUGACCCAGCUGGAGCAGCUGGAGGCUGGGCUGAACCGCAUCCCGGAGCCCCAGGACGUGGACGAGGCCCGCAAACUCCUGGAGGAACACGGCCGUCUCCGAAACACCAUCUCCACGGCGCCGGUCGACUCCCUGGAGCGGGAGGGGCGGAGCUUGCUCCAGCGAAUGCGCAGCGGUGGCGGUGGGGGGGGAAGUCACGGCAGCUGGCUGUCCGGCGGAGCAGACUUCCAGAGUGUCGCUCCGAAGGUCUCGGCUCUGCUGGAGCGACUGCAGGCGGCGCGGACUCACCUGCUGCAGAGCUGGGGCGACAGGAAGCUGCACCUGGAUCAGACGCUGCAGCUGCACCUGUUCGAGCAGGACGCCACCAAGAUGUCGGAGUGGAUCGCUCACAGCAAAGAGCUGUUCGUCCAGAGUCUGGCGGAGGUCGGGCAGAACCACCAGCAUGCCCUCGACCUCCAGACGCAGCACCAGCACUUCACCGCCAACUGCAUGAACGGCAGCGUGAACGUGGACAGCGUGGUUACCGUGGCGGCGAGGCUGGCUGAGGCCGGUCACUACGGGGCGGAGCGAAUUGCCAUGGUGUCGUCACGGUUACAAGAAGACUGGAAGUCCCUGACGACGGCGCUGGAGGAGCGCAGCAACACGCUCGCCAUGGCAACCGGCUUCCACCAGGGGGCGGAGCAGUUCCUGCUGCGGGUGCAGGGCUGGGUUCAGACCUGCUCUGAAGGUCAGCUGCCGUCGGCCGCCAACGAACUGGAGGCCGCGACCAAGAAACACACCGAGCUCAACGAGGAAAUCUCUGCCAACUACACACAGGUCAGUGAGAGUGGUAAAUCCUUGUUGGACGUCCUCCAGCGUUCCUCGCCCUCCGACUCAGAUGAAACUGGGACAAAACCAGACUUCACCUCCGCCACGCACGGCAUCAUGGGAGUUCUGCACCAGGUCAUGCAGGGUCAGCAUGAGGUGGAGGGGGCGUGGCAGCACCGUAAGCUCCGCCUCCACCAGCGCCUGCAGCUCUGUGUGUUUCAGCAGGACGUCAGACAGGUGUUGGACUGGGUGGAGCAGCAUGGAGAGGUUUUCCUGAACAAACACACCGGCGUGGGGAAGUCUCUGCACCGAGCGAGAGCGCUGCAGAAACGCCACGACGACUUCCAGCAGGUCGCACAGAACACGUACACUAAUGCAGAGAAGCUUCUGGAAGCAGCGGAUCAGCUGGCUCAGUCCGGAGAGUGUGAGGAGGAGGAGAUCUACCAGGCUGCCCGAGACCUGGAGCUCCGGAUGCAGGCAUUCAUACAGAGGGUGGAACAGAGGAAGCUACUGCUGGACCUGGCUGUGUCUUUCUACACACACACCAAGGAGCUGUCGGCCUGGAUGGAGGGUCUGCAGAAGUCUCUCUCCGUUGACCCCGGUUUGUCUCCGGACUCGGUGGAGGGUCUUCAAGCUCUGAUCAGCCAGCAGCAGCAGCAGCAGGCCAACACACAGGAAGCUGCGAUGAGUGUCAUCCGGGAAGGAGAAGACCUCAUCCUGCAACUCAGGUAGGUACACACCUCACAGAUGGCCAUAACAAGCGUCCCCCUUCUGCCUCAGGGCAGCUCGGUGGUUCAGGUGGAGACAGUGCUGCAGCAGCUGGAGGAGUCUCACAUGCAGCUGGAGGAACUCUUCCACCAGAGGAAGCUGCGCCUGGACGUCUUCCUGCAGCUGCGCAUCCUGCAGCAGUGCACCCUGGAGGUGACGGGGGAGAUGGACGCCUGGAAGCAGGACUUGCAGAAACAGGCACAGGAUUUCUCAGCUAAUCCAGAGGUGCUAACGCUAGCUCAGCAGCGCAUACACAGGCACAUGGAGAGACGGCUGGCGAUGAACAACAUGAUCUAUGAGGUCAUCCAGCAGGGUCAUGACCUGCAGCAGUACAUCACAGAGGUUCAGGCCUCAGGUAAUACAUUGUUGGGGCAGAGGGUGGGGGGGCUGUCCCCUCAGGUGGAGGAGCUGCAGCGCCACCUGCAGGAGAAACAGAAGGAGCUGCAGCAGAUCGCUGAUCACACGCACACACACCUGGAGCAGAACCUACAGCUGAGACACCUGCAGAGCCAGGUCAAACAGGUGCUGGGCUGGAUCCAGGAGGGCGAGGUGAUGCUGUCAUCCUGCAUGCUGAACUCCAGUUGUCUGUCUGAGGCCGAGCAGCUGCAGCGGGAGCAUGAGCGCCUCCAGCAGGCCAUCGAGGCUCUGCUGCACGCUGACUCUCUGCAGAGGACGCACCAGGUGGCGCUCGCUCUGCAGCAGAGGGCCGAGCUGCUCGUCAGGUCGGGGCACUACGACCCGGAUGCAGUGCGCUCCUGUGCCCAGACGGUGGCGCUGCACUGGCAGACCCUGAUGCUGCGCAUCGAGGACCGGCUGAAGCUGGUCAACGCCUCGGCCGCUUUCUACAGGACUUCUCAGCAGGUGUGUGGGGUUCUGGAGAGUCUGGAGCAGGAGUACCGGCGAGAGGAGGACUGGUGUGGGGGUGGGGAGCGUCAGCCGGAGCUGCUGCUGCCACUCGUCAGUAAACACAUGGAGCAGAAGGAGGCCUUCCUCAAGGCGUGCACCUUGGCGAGGCGCAACGCUGAGGUCUUCCUGAAGUACAUCCACCGGAACAGCGUCACCAUGCCCGAGGUCAGCGGGCACUCCAGGGUCCCCGAGCAACAGGUCAAAGGGAUCCUCAGUGAGCUGCUCCAGAGGGAGAACCGGGUCCUUCACUUCUGGACUCUGAAGAAGCGCAGACUGGAUCAGUGCCAGCAGUACCUCAUGUUCCAGAGCCACACCCAGCAGGCUCUUGAUUGGCUGCAGCAGUCAGGUGAUCACUACCUGGCCACUCACACGUCGCCGGGGGCCACCAUGGGCGAGACACAGGAGCUGCUGAAGCAACACCGAGAGUUCUGCGUGUCGGCCAAGCACACGCAGGAGAAGGUGCACCUGCUCAUCCAAUUGGCUGAGAGCAUGCUGGCUAAAGGCCACGCCCACCGCACCGAGCUGCGUCGCUGCGUCUCCGCCGUCGACAAGCGCUACCGGGACUUCACUGUCCGGAUGGGCCAGUACCGCCACCUGCUGGAGGCCGCCGCGGGGGGCUGCUCUCAGGACAAUAAGGACCUGGAGCUGGAGCUGAUCCCCAACAGUCUGUCGGACUCGGACCCCGAGGUGAACCUGUCCGACCCGAGCCACCAGGUCAGCGACGAGAAGAGGCGCUCUGCCCGCAAGAAGGAGUACAUCAUGGCCGAGCUGCUGCAGACGGAGAGGGUCUACGUCCGAGACCUGCAGGAGUGCAUCGAGACGUACAUGUGGGAGAUGACGAGCGGUUCGGAGGACGUCCCCUCAGGACUCCACCACCGAGACGAGGUGGUGUUCGGGAACAUCCAGGACAUCUACGAGUUCCACAACAGUAUCUUCCUGAAGGAGCUGGAGAACUACGAGCAGCUCCCUGAAGACGUGGGCCACUGCUUCGUCACCUGGGCGGAUAAGUUCCACAUGUACGUGACGUACUGCCGGAACAAGCCGGACUCCAGCCUGCUGAUCCAGCAGCACGGGGUUUCCUUCUUCGAGGAGGUCCAGAGGAGACACGGGCUCAACAACUCAGUGUCCUCAGCGCUCAUCAAACCGGUGCAGAGGAUCACCAAGUACCAGCUGCUGCUCAAGGAGCUGCUGGCGUGCUGUGAGGAGGGGAAGGGGGAGAUAAAGGAAGGGCUGGACGUCAUGCUAAGCGUCCCCAAGAGAGCUAACGAUGCCAUGCACGUUAGCAUGCUGGAAGGUCUGGAGGAGGGUCUGGAGGCAGGGGAGCUCCUGCUGCAGGACUCCUUCCUGGUCUGGGAGCCGAAGUCUCUGAUCAGGAAGGGGCGGGACCGACACCUCUUCCUGUUCGAGCUGUCACUCAUCUUCAGCAAGGAGCUCAAAGACUCGUCGGGGCGGACCAAGUACCUGUACAAGAGCCGGCUGAGGACCUCAGAGCUGGGGGUGACGGAGCACAUUGAGGGCGACGCCUGUAAGUUUGCUCUGUGGGUGGGACGCACCCCGACCUCGGACAACAAGACGGUGCUGAAGGCGGCGUCCCUGGAGCUUAAGCAGGAAUGGGUCCGCAGCAUCCGGCAGGUGAUCCAGGAGAGACGGGGCCACCUGAGGGGGGCUCUGAGGGAGCCCAUCCCCCUCCCCAAGACCCCCAACCCAACGCUGGGGAGGCAGCGCAGCAUCAGCCGCCGGGAGACGAGUGAGGACGCAGACAGUUUUGGAGACGCCAGCAGUCAGCCUGACACGGUGUCCAUCGCCUCCCGAACCUCCCAGAACACUGCAGACAGCGACAAGCUGUCCGGCGGCUGUGAGUUAGUGGUGGUGUUGUUGGAUUUCUCCCCCUGCGCGGCCGGAGAGCUCGGGGUGCGCUGCGGUCAGACGGUGGAGCUGGUGGAGAGGUCAGCAGAGCGGCCCGGGUGGUGUCUGGUGAGGACCACCGACACUACGCCCCCACAGGAGGGGCUGCUGCCCAUGAGCGCCCUCUGCCUGUCUCACUCUCACAGUGCAACCGACAUGGAGGGUCUCCUCCCCCCCACCACUUCCUCCUCCUCCUCCUCCUCCUCCUCCACCGGCACCACCACCUCCUCCUCCUGCAACUCUUCCUCCACCACCACCACCUCCUCUUCCUCCACCUCCUCCUCUGCAGGCCGCGACUCGACUCUGCUGGGCUCUGACGCUCCGCUCACCUGUCAAAGUGCCAUCCCCCCUGCUGUGUUCGGGGCUCCGGGGGCCGCCGGCUCUCCGGGGCCGAAACGCGGAGGCUCCGGGACCGGAAACACCCUGAAGCGCUGGUUGACCAGCCCGGUGCGCCGGCUGAGUCAGGGGAAAGCUGACGGACAGAAGAAACCUCCAAUCAGAGCGAGGAGGCGGGACAACCGUGCGGAUCAGGCCACGCCCCUCACAGCGCAGACCAAGACUAGGAAGGAGGACGGGGGGCAGAGCGGGGGGGAGGAGGAGCCAGAGGAGGAGAGCACCUCCUUCUUGCCCCCCCCCAUGCAGAUCAUCAAGGACCCCAACAACCCCGAGGCUCUGGAUUCGGAUCAGGGCUCCAACGAGUCGGACACGGAGCAGAGGAACAAAGCUCUGAGAGGACGCAUGUUCGUGGUGAACGAGAUGAUCCAGUCAGAGAAAGACUACGUGAAGGACCUCGCCGUCAUCGUGGAGGGCUUCAUGUCCCGGCUGGAGGUCCGGGGGAUCCCCGAGGACAUGAGAGGAAAAGACAAAAUCGUGUUCGGAAACAUCCAGCAGAUCUACGACUGGCACCGCGACUUCUUCCUGGUGGAGCUGGAGCGCAGCGUGCAGAACCACGACCUGCUGGCCGACCUCUUCAUCAGACACGAGCGGCGGCUGCACAUGUACGUGGUUUACUGUCAGAACAAACCCCGGUCAGAGUUCAUCGUCAUCGAGUACGAGACCUUCUUCGAGGAGAUCCAGCACGAGAUCAGCUGCAGGAUGUCCAUCAGUGAUUACCUGAUCAAACCCAUCCAGAGAAUCACCAAAUACCAGCUGCUGCUCAAGGAUUUCCUUAAGUACACAUCCAAAGCAGGACUCGAUUGUGAGGACAUCGAGAAAGCGGUGGACCUGAUGUCGUUGGUGCCGAAGCGCUGCAACGACAUGAUGAACCUGGGACGCCUGCAGGGAUACGAGGGGAAGUUGACCUCUCAGGGGAAGCUGCUGCAGCAGGAGACCUUCUGCGUUUGGGAGCAGGACGAGCGGGUUUUAUCCCGCAGUAAAGAGCGCCGCGUGUUCCUGUUCGAGCAGAUCAUCAUCUUCAGCGAGCUGCUGCGCAAAGGAUCCAACAACCCAGGGUACCAGUUCAAGAACAGCAUCAAGGUGAGUUACCUGGCCAUGCAGGACGUUGUGGACGGAGAACCCUGUAAGCUGGUUCUGUGGUCUCGAGGUUCUCCGGAGAGGUUCACCCUGCAGGCGUCCUGCGACAGUAUCAAGAACACCUGGGUGGAAACCAUCGCCACGCUGCUGGAUGCACAGAACAACUUCCUGUCAGCUCUUCAGUCUCCCAUCGAGUACCAGCGGAAAGAGGGCGGGAUCUCAGUGACUCGUCCCCUGUCAUCAGGGCGACCGCCGUCAACCCCACCCACUCCCAACGGACACGCCCCCCCGACCGACAACGAGCAGGACGACCAGGAGCUGGUUCUGGUUCUGUCGGACUUUGUGGCGGUGCGGGAGGACGAGAUAUCGGUGUUCCGCGGAGAGAAGGUUCAGAUCCUGGCGUCCAACCAGCAGGGUCAGAGCCUGGUCUACCGGCCGGCCAACAGCGACUCCCCGGCCGCCGAGGGCUGGGUGCCGCGCAGUGUCCUGAACAAACACUGACACACACACACACACACACACACACACACGGUUUACACACUGGAAGGACAGCGGGGGGCCGGGCCAGAGGCAUGCUGGGAGAUUAUUUUAGGGGAGAGUCUGCAGACGGGAGACGCUUCCAUCUGUUCACAGGAGUUUGACAAAAAUCGCGAAACCUUUAUUUGGACGUCAAUUGGUGUCUUCGCCUCCUCGCUCUACCCCGGACUAAUUAAGAAUAUUUUCCCGCCACACCUCGGCCCCGCCUCCUCUCCAGUAUCCAAUCCGAUGCUCCCAGCAGCAGGGACUGCUCGUCUCCGCCUGCCUGGUGCUUUCAGGUGAAAAAAACAAACGCUCCAUGAAUUUACUGCCUGCAAACUGUUUCCU